CGUACAGUAAGCAUUCAAAUUUAGCAUGUAGGCUAAGAUCAAAUCUCAUGGUGUAGCUAAGAACUAAUCUUCCAGUUAUUAACGAAAUGAUUUAGGUUUUUCCAAAUUUCGUUAACUGGUGUUUUGCUGUUUUUGAAAUGAAUGCAGCAAAAUGUCCGCUAAGAAACCGCACGCUAUGAUGAGAUUUCGUAAUCGAAAGGUCAUGUUUCUCGUGUCCAUAAUUCUGAAACUCACAAUCUGGGCGCAUCGACAAUAAUCAUUUUUCCGUCAAGUUUCCUACCUCAGCAGCAAUCUAAAUGGCUACAAGCUCAUUAGGUCCAGAAGACAACGUGGAUGCGAUCAACACCAUCGAUUACGCUGAGCAGGAACUGGGGAUCGAGCAAAUACAGGCUGAAAUUGCCAAAUUACCACCUCGUUUCCUCGCUGCGCCCGAUGAAGUCUUGCUACCAAGAACACAUUCAACAGCGUCGGAAGUCCAUCGCGAAUCUUCCACAACCAUUCAGCCGAUAAAAAAACCCUCCGCUGGAAUGCUGCCGUCUAGCUUGGCCCAUAUUGUCCGCCGUCACCCAUCCGCUCAUCGACCCCUUUUCCAGUCUCAAACACAAACCAGUUUAGGUGGAAACAGCACAGAUCGUAAUUCGUUGGAAGAGGAACAGUACAGAUUCGGUGGUCCCAUGACUCCGAAAGAUUUCACCAACGAAACGAAGAACUGCUGCACUAUUGGUACAUUCAAACGAAAACUGCCAAUUCUUCAAUGGCUACCGAAAUAUAGCAGGGAGGAUUUUGUGGGUGACCUUAUUGCUGGAUUGACCGUGGGGUUGACCGUUGUUCCGCAGUGUUUGGCAUACGCAGUCAUUGCGGAUAUCGAUUUGGAGUACGGAUUAAAUUCCGCUUAUCUCGGCUGUUUCGUUUACACGUUGUUGGGGACAUCAAAGGAUGUGACGGUCGGUCCAACUGCGAUCUUAUCCCUUCUUACCGGAACGUUCAUUAGUCGCAUCGUUGGGACACCCGGCGAAUGGGCAGUGCUGUUGUGUUUUUUUGUUGGAUGUUUUCAGUUGGCAGUGGCACUCUUGCGUUUAGGAUUUAUUAUCAACUUCAUCUCUGUUCCUGUCGUGAGCGGCUUUACACAAGCAGCAGUGAUUGUUAUUAUCCUGAGCCAGGUAAAAAACAUGAUGGGCCUAAAAUUUGGAGAAGCAUCUGAUACUGUCAUCGAAACAAUUGGCGGAUACAUAAAGCACAUGAGCAAAACAAACGGCUGGGAUGUUCUACUAGGAUGUAUAAGCAUCACAACUUUAUUGUUAAUGAAAGGAAUGCGACUUCCGCUUCGAGAAGGAUCCAUACCAAAAUGGUACAGAAGCCUUGCUGACGUAAUUCACCUUUGCGGAGUCUCUCGGUAUGCGAUUGUGGUAAUGAGUGCGACACUUCUCAACUACUUGGUAAUGUCAUCGGGGAUUCGAGCAUUGUCUGCAACCGGAAACGUGACUGCUAAACUAUCCGCUCCCAAAAUGCCGAACUUUGCCGUUGGUGGAUUGGCACUGAGCGAAAUCCUGCGAACCUUCGGACCGGGUUUAGUACUGGUGCCGCUCCUGGCAAUGGUGGAAUCAUUGGCUGUAGCCAAAACGUUUGCUCACAAAUAUCAUUACAAUAUCUCCAUAACACAGGAAUUUCUGGCGCUGGGAACGGCCAAUAUGGUAUCAUCCUUUUUUGGGUCGUACGCUGUGACGGGAGCAUUUACCCGUUCUGCUCUGAAUGCCGAAUCCGGUGUGCGUACUCCAAUGGGAGGAAUAGUUACAGGAUCGUUUGUUAUUAUCGCUAUUGUGACCCUGAGCAGUGCUUUACAGUACAUUCCCAAAGCCGCAUUAGCAGCGGUCAUUAUAUGUGCCUGCUUAAAUAUGCUGGAUUUCAUCAAACCUGCUAUUCUGAUGCAUCAAUUUAUUAUUCGAACUCGCUCAACUUAUGCCAGAUGUGGAUAG
This is a messenger RNA of Paramacrobiotus metropolitanus, 1973 nucleotides long. RefSeq names its product sodium-independent sulfate anion transporter-like. The record is from RefSeq and is a predicted model, not a curated record. Gene Ontology annotation, cellular component: membrane. The coding region runs from base 297 to 1973 and encodes 558 amino acids. The transcript is spliced from 7 exons. Gene Ontology annotation, molecular function: sulfate transmembrane transporter activity. NCBI's taxonomy places the organism in Eukaryota, Metazoa, Tardigrada, Eutardigrada, Parachela, Macrobiotidae. Gene Ontology annotation, biological process: transmembrane transport.